GUUUUUUCAAAUUUGAAUCAGGCUACAGGCUUGGGAGCAUAUGACAGAUGAUGUUCCUGAAUAUUAUCGUUGCAUGAGGCCACAGCACCUACAUUCACGUAUUUUUAGACCUCAUAUUUCCUUAUGACUUUGGUGGCAAAGCAACAUACUGUCUUUCUAUUUCGUUGUAUAUCGUGCAGAAGUAAUCAAAGCAUUUGUUAUGAUACCACAAAGCUCUCGCAAGCCGCCAGUGAGGCAAUUUCCUGAUCAACUAGCCCAACGGCCUAAAGUCAGUGGAGUGAAACGGUCCAGAUCAGGCCUGUCGCUAUCUCCUCCUGAAAAUCAACGUAAAGGGCCUGAAUGUCACUCGGCUACAUCGCUUUCAAGAAGCGAUGGUCUCCCAAACAACAGCAACGAUGAAAUCACUGGCACAAACGAAAAGCAGCGAUCUCGAGAGAAUAAACUUUCUUGCAUCCAGUUAUCUCCGGCGCAGCAAAUGAAGAUGGAGCAACUUUUGAGAGAGAGGUUCAGCCGUUGGAUUGAUGAGAUAAAAUACACUGCGCCACCAGAGGACAGAUUGCCUCCCCGAAAACGCUUUAAAAUAUCGCAAUGGCGCUCGGGUCUUCCGAGGACUGAAGAAGAGGAUGAAAGCGAGGGUGACUUCGUCGUGAUCUCCUACCCAGCAUGCAGAAGAGGCUUCUUUCAUCUUGCUUGCCCGUUCUAUCUCCACUCGCCCGACAAACACCAGAAAUGUCUCAUCCAACACGAUUUGGGCUCUAUUGAGACGUUGAUAAAGCAUCUUAUUCAACAUCACGAUAAGCCUCUGUACUGUAGUACGUGCCAGAAAGCCUUCGAAACGUUGAUUGAUCGAGAUAACCACGUGUUGGAGAAUGCAUGCAAGAGAAACAAUCAGAAGCCACUGAAUGGACUCACUGAAAGUCAAAAAGCCAAACUGAUCAAGAGGGAUCGGUACUAUUUAGGAGAAUCAAGUCGUUGGCGCCGUAUUUGGUCAACAGUCUUGCCCAGCACAGAGCAGCCUCGAUCUCCAUACCUCGAUCGGGGCGAGGGACUGAAAGUUUCUAUGAUAAGGGACUUUUGGGCUGUAGAUGGCCAGAAAUUCAUCUUUGACUUCGUCAAGGGCCUGGAGAUUCAUGCGGAUGAGAAGAGCGCAACUUACCAUAUGAUCUGCCAAAAGGCACUCGAUGGUCUGGUGAAUUGGGUAAUCAAACAGGAUAGCAACUCAAAUACUCUAUCUUUUGAUAGAUGAAUCUGAAUGGGAGAAUGGGGGAGGGUCGUCUAGGUUCGGGAGUUGAUCACUGAACCAGUUCUUGUUGAAACUCGGUUUGCAUAGUCUUUCUUGCCUGGCCUUUCUAUAUGUCGGUGUUUGUAGCUGGAGUAUGUGGCUCGUUCAGGUCUUUAUUUUUCAAUGUCACAAUUGCGUGAACCUUCAA
Fusarium oxysporum Fo47 is the source of this 1430-nucleotide messenger RNA. RefSeq lists its product as uncharacterized. The record is from RefSeq and is a predicted model, not a curated record. Bases 200 to 1246 code for a protein of 348 amino acids. The transcript has a single exon. NCBI's taxonomy places the organism in Eukaryota, Fungi, Ascomycota, Sordariomycetes, Hypocreales, Nectriaceae.